Messenger RNA from Hyposmocoma kahamanoa, 3195 nucleotides. Its product is annotated as organic cation transporter protein-like. The transcript has 12 exons. Gene Ontology annotation, molecular function: transmembrane transporter activity. Gene Ontology annotation, cellular component: membrane. Lineage: Eukaryota; Metazoa; Arthropoda; Insecta; Lepidoptera; Cosmopterigidae. Bases 54 to 1760 code for a protein of 568 amino acids. Gene Ontology annotation, biological process: transmembrane transport. The record is from RefSeq and is a predicted model, not a curated record.
UUACUGAGUGUAUUAUUUGUUUAAUUCAUGUAACAAAUGUGUCCAAAUGUGCUAUGAUUUGUGAAGUUCAUAAAAUGGAAACAAAAGAAGAGCUAAACAAAAAGCAGCACGAUGACAGCGACGCACUCGAGGCUGUGCUCAGUCACGUGGGCGAAAUGGGCCGAUAUCAAAAGUGGCUGUUUGUGGCCAUGGCACCCUUCGGUUUCAUCUUUGCCUUCGUCUACUUCGUGCAGAUGUUCGUGGCUGCCACACCACAGACCCAUUGGUGUAGAGUACCUGAAUUGGAACACUUAGAUCAAGAAUUAAGAUGGAAUUUAUCAGUACCGAUGUUAGAAUCGGGCGAUUACGAUCGAUGCAGAACUUUCGAGGCAAACUGGAGUCAUGUGCUCGAAACCAGCCAGCCACCACAUCCCAACACCUCACAGGUGGAGUGUCCCCACGGCUGGGAGUUUAAGCUGGGGGAUAUUCCUUACCAUACUGUUGUUAGUGAGCGAGACUGGGUGUGCCAAUCGUCGGGGUUCGCGCCUAUAGCACAAUCAGUAUUUUUCGCGGGCUCUUUUGCCGGUGGCCUGCUGUUCGGCUGGCUAGCAGAUCGCUUCGGCCGCGUCCCUGCCUUGGUUGGGGCGAACCUGAUCGGAUGUGUAGGCGGCGUCGCAAGCAUUUUCACGGUCGGCCUCUGGGACUUCGCCUUCUGCAGGUUCCUUGUCGGAAUGUCUUACGACAGCUGCUUCAUGAUGAUCUACAUUUUAGUUCUCGAAUAUGUUGGACCAAGGCACCGCACUUGGGUGGCUAACAUGUCAAUAGCGCUUUACUUCGGCAGCGGCUGCCUAGUCCUGCCCUGGUUGGCAGUGUGGAUCAGCGAUUGGAGAAAUCUGAUCUUAGCGACUUCGCUGCCCAUGCUGGUCGUGAUUGGGGCUCCAUUUGUAGUGCCUGAAAGCGCUAGGUGGUUGUCAUCGCGAGGUCGCAUCAAACAAGCCGUAGACGUUCUAAGACGGUUCGAGAGAGUCAACAGAACACAAAUACCACAAGAUGUUAUGGAUGAGUUUAUCGUAGCCUCCCGUCAAACGCGACAAACUGACGAAUCUAUGCGCGCGCUGUUCAAAUCGGCUGAGCUGCGCAUAAUGAUGUGCUUCAUGGUCGUCGUGUACAUCGCCUGCGCUCUCAUCUUCGAUGGGCUCGUGCGCAUGUCUGAGAACCUCGGCCUUGAUUUCUUUAUUACGUUCACUCUUACUUCCGCUACCGAGAUUCCUUCUGUUACUUUAUUGGCACUCGUACUCGAUAGAUGGGGUCGCAGAAUAUUGACAUGUGGACCGAUGACGAUAGCCGGUGUUCUUUCUUUGAUUGCUGCUUUUGUUCCAAAAGGAAUCCCGCAAGUAGCGUUAGCAAUAAUGGCACGUUUUUGCAUAAACAUGUCGUAUAACGCUGCGAUACAGUGGGCUACAGAGCUGCUGCCGACUGGCGUACGCGCUUCUGGCUCCUCCGUAGUGCACGUUAGCGGCUACAUUGGUACAGUCGUGUCGCCGUUUAUAGUGUAUUCUGAGCGUUAUUGGCGGUCACUCCCACUCCUUCUGCUGGGCAUCAUAGGGCUGAUCGCAGCGAGCAUCGGCGUGCUGCUGCCCGAGACACGCGGCCGGCCCAUGCCGCAAACCAUCGCCGACGGCGAGCGACUCGUCAGGGAGUACUCUUUAUGCGGGAAACCAGAGAGAGACGUGACAAGCGAAGAGUGGAAGAAAGACAAAGAGAGCUCUCUGAUCACGUAGCGUAUUCAGUAUUCCAAUGACACCAUAAAUCUAAUUUGUACCUAAUUUAAAAAUAAGUAGGAAUCCCAAUUAAGACAUACCUUAGGAGCACAGUAUCACGCGAUAAACCAGUGGUUUAACUAUGAGUUUGAACCCAGUUUCUAAGAUCAAAUGUAGAUAAUUUCUUUCUGCUGUUAAUGAACUAACAAAUCUCAAAAUCGGAUAGGUAUGUUUUGAAUAUACUUAGGGCUCUUAAUUGAUUUAGGAAUUUUUACUUUCAUGAAUUUAAAACGGCUCUCUUAGACAAUAAAUAAGGUAUAUUUUAGCUAUGCUCUGAUUGUAGAAAUGCUUGACUUGGCGUUAGUUAGUCUAAAUUAGACUGUGAUAGUAGAUCAUGUGAACGAUGCUUUAUGAUAGUGCUUUAUAUAGUCUUCCAUUAUUCAUUUAAAAACCGUAAGACAGGUUUUGUCAUCCGUUGGGUGAAAUAUGUAAGGAAUUGUCCUCGUCUCAUAAUAAGAACUUUCUUAGAUCAUCAAUAGCGGGCUUGAUGCAGACACUCUAUCGCGCGUGAUACAGCAAACGUGCGCGAUCGAGCGCACGUGUAAAAACGUUGGAAAGAAAAGGGAAAACCGCGCGAUUGUGCUCAUAAGUCGCGCGUAAUCGCGCCCUCCAACACGCGCCAGUUUCACGCGGUCUAUUCUGCGAUAUUAGCCUUUACACGGACGCUCUUUCCAUUGUAACAAAAACGAACACGAGCGCGAAAGAACGUUAGUUUAAAAUAACUGCAAACAGACAAUUGCUCACUACUGUGCUGGCUUUGGAUAGAGUGUAAAGGGGGCUAUUGUCAUAAUUAGACAUAAUAAGGUUCAAAAUAAAUACACUUUGCAAUAAUAGGGGGUAGUAAUUAACCAGUAGUUUAAAAUUCGAGUACAAACUAUUAAGAACACUGGGCUUUACACUGUGGGCUUUAGACUGUCUUAUAAUUUGGUAUAUGACUCGAUUUGUUAUUCAAAAGUAUAAUGGAGCCCACAAACGCUACAAAAAAUAGUUACUAUCAGACUGCACCUUUUGUUCCACAUGUGUAAUCGGUACAUAUAUAUCCGUGGUCGAGUGGCUUGCAAGCCGGUUUUCGUAACCAUCUCCGAGGUCCCGAAUUUUAUCCCCGGCCGGGUCAUUGUAGAAAACUUUUCUAUAUUGUCUCGGGUCUGAAUGUUUGUGGUACCGUCGUUGUUUCCAAUUUCCAUAACACAGUGCUUUAGUUACUUACUUUGGAAUCGGAGCAUAAGUGAUGUGGUCUAUUAUUUAUUUAUUUAUCGUAGUGAUCUUUCGUUCCGUGUCGCGAUGAGACAGACGACUCUUUAGUGCACAUCUAAUUUUCUCUCUAUAUUAAAUUUUUUUAAUAUAGUUUAUAGUAUUUCUCUCUAUAUUUUUUUAAAUUUUCGUUAUUGUAUCGUCC